Messenger RNA from Phascolarctos cinereus (koala), 764 nucleotides. RefSeq names its product C-C motif chemokine ligand 25 (gene CCL25). NCBI's taxonomy places the organism in Eukaryota, Metazoa, Chordata, Mammalia, Diprotodontia, Phascolarctidae. Gene Ontology annotation, biological process: immune response. The record is from RefSeq and is a predicted model, not a curated record. Gene Ontology annotation, molecular function: chemokine activity. Gene Ontology annotation, cellular component: extracellular region.
UGCUUAUAAGGAGGAAGCUUCAGACAGUACCAGCCACUUCCAGGCUCCUGGUGCAGCAGGUAGAGAUCAUAGUGGGUUACAAGGUCUGGGAGAGCUACGAGUACUUGGACUGUGACUCCUUCUCCAGGGAGCCAUCAGAAUGAAUCUCCACCUGCUAACCUGCCUUCUGGUGGCACUGACCCAUGCUGUCAGCAGUCAAGGCACCUAUGAAGACUGCUGUUUGAGAUAUACUAAACACAGGAAACCUGCCCUCUUACGGCAUAUCAGGCAAUACAGGAUUCAAGAGGUGAAUGGGAGCUGCAAUCUUCGAGCGGUCAUCUUUGAGUUUCGGAGGAAGAGCAACAUCAUUUGUGGCAACCCUGAUGAGAAAUGGGUUAAGGAUAAGAUCAGGGAGCUCCAAAUUAGAGCCCACCGGGUCUACUGGAAGCUCAGAGAGGAAAUCAAGAAGGACCGUGGAGGAAACAUCACCAAUUCAACCAGGCCCUUGGCCCAGAGUGUCCAGGCCCAUCGAGUACAUGGCGCUGGUAGGAACCAGAUGAGGCUGGAGAACCUCUCAGGAUCCACAAAGUUCGCCCCUACUCAGAAAUUUUCCAUGAUUCCCUAGAGCUUCAAGGACAAGCCUAGCAUUUAAAGCCCUCCACAAUCUGGCUUCUACUUGCCUUUCUGGACAUUUCAUAUCACUCCCCGUCAUAGUAUUUACAGUGAAACCAGCCCACUCACUGUUUCCUGAACACUAGAUUUGAGAUAGGAAGAACUGGAUUCAA